Molecule: messenger RNA, 1745 nt
Organism: Aegilops tauschii subsp. strangulata
Lineage: Eukaryota; Viridiplantae; Streptophyta; Magnoliopsida; Poales; Poaceae
Source: RefSeq, a predicted model, not a curated record
CCCAUGAGCAUCCAUCCACGCCACACACCACACACAGCCCGCCGCGGGCUACCAUGCGCACACAGACGGCAAUGGCGACCACCCUCCUCUUCCUCGCGCUGCUCCUCGUCCCGCACCUCGCCGCGGCUACGCCCGGCCACCAGCGCCGGCUGCUCCAGAGCCACGGCGCCGACGACGGCAGCGACGUCUUGGUCGACCCGUCCUACGCCUUCGCCAACCCGCGCCUCCGCGACGCCUACGUCGCGCUGCAGGCCUGGAAGCGCGCCAUCCUCUCCGACCCGCGCAACCUCACCGCCUCCUGGUCCGGCCCCGACGUCUGCUCCUACUACGGCGUCUUCUGCGCGCCGUCCCAGGCGGACCACUACCUCACCGUCGUCGCCGCCGUCGACCUCAACCACGCCGACCUCGCCGGCCACCUCCCGGAGGCGCUCGGCAGGCUCGCCGACCUCUCCGUCUUCCACGUCAACUCCAACCGCUUCUGCGGCCUCGUGCCGGCCUCCUUCCACGCCAUGCACCUCCUCCACGAGCUCGACCUCAGCAACAACCGCCUCGUCGGCGCCUUCCCCGACGUCGUGCUCCGCCUGCCCAGCCUCAGGUACCUCGACCUCCGCUACAACGAGUUCGAGGGCCCCGUGCCCAAAGAGCUCUUCGACCUCCCGCUCGACGCCAUCUUCAUCAACUCCAACCGCUUCCGCUUCCAGAUCCCCGACAACGUCGGCAACUCGCCGGCGUCUGUCCUCGUGCUCGCCAACAACGACUUCGGCGGCUGCCUCCCGGCCUCCGUCGCCAACAUGUCCGGCACGCUCAACGAGAUCAUACUCAUGAACACCGGGCUCAAGUCCUGCGUCCCCCCGGAGCUCGGCAUGCUCACCGCCCUCACCGUGCUCGACGUCAGCCACAACCAGCUCAUGGGCGCCAUCCCCGCCGAGCUCGCCAACCUCCACAGCAUCGAGCAGCUCGACCUUGGUCACAACCGCCUCAGUGGCGACGUGCCGGAGGGCAUCUGCCACCUGCCGCAUCUCCAGAACUUCACCUACUCCUACAACUACAUCACCGGCGAGCCGCCGGUGUGCAUGCACGUCAAGGCAUUGGACGAUCGCCGGAACUGCAUCCCGAACCGCCCUGACCAGAGGUCAACCGAACAGUGCCAAUUCUUCAACAGCAACCAUGUCAAGUGCGACGCCUUUAGGUGCAAGAAGUUCGUGUUGCCGUCACCGCCACCUCCUCCGCCUUCACCACCGCCACCAACCCCAUCUCCUCCGCCACCUUCACCUUCACCACCGCCGCCGUCGCCUCCUCCACCAACCCCGUCUCCUCCGCCACCUUCACCACCGCCGCCGUCGCCUCCUCCACCAACCGCGUCUCCUCCACCACCUUCACCUCCACCCCCGUCCCCAUCACCCCCACCUCCGUACUACGAGCCGACAACGCCUCCCCGUUACGACGUGCCAGCUCCCUACUACGAGGUGUCACCGGAGGACCGGUACCACUCACCGCCACCCCAAGCUUACCAAGAGUCUCCACCUCCGCCCUACUACGAGGUGUCACCGGAGGACCGGUACCUGUCGCCGCCACCGCCAGAGUACGAAGAGCCGACAACACCGCCCCACUACGACCUACCAGCGCCGCCCAACUACGAGGUGUCACCGGAGGACCGGCACCUCUCGCCGCCACCACCGACGACGUGGAAGAUGCCGGCGUACGACUACUCGUCGCCGCCUCCACCGGCUGCCGGGCAGCCAUGA